This is a messenger RNA of Schistosoma margrebowiei, 903 nucleotides long. The record is from the annotation of a GenBank genome assembly. NCBI's taxonomy places the organism in Eukaryota, Metazoa, Platyhelminthes, Trematoda, Strigeidida, Schistosomatidae.
AUGUGGAGUCCUGUCGUUGUCGCCGUUGGAGGUUUGUCCUCUCCUAGUGAUAGGGUAGCUUUGGUCCGAAAAUCAUUGCCUUACCCAGAACCCUCCACUAUUUUGUCUCACAGAAAGCGAGCCAGGUUGGAUAAUCUUACCGAGGAGGAGAAAAUCAUCCGAAGAAAAAUACUUAACCGGGAGGCAGCACAGAAGGCGCGUGACCGCAGGAAAGAUCUGAUGGAAACUAUGGAAGAAAAUCUAGCUCAUCUACGUUGGGAAAAUGAGUACCUAAAAUCUUCAAACCGAAUGCUCCGCCUCAAGUUUAUUGAACAAGAGCAAAAGUUUCAAGCACUCCAAGAAAAACUAAGUGGUAUUAUCAGACAUAUGGGGAAGUUUUCGGGAAGUCAGAUCGAGCCACCAGAGUCAGCUGAACUCCUCCCUCUGCAGAAGGGAGUGGCUCUCUGUCUGUCCGUUCUACUCUUCCUCCACUUUCACAAUAUCCUGAAGAAUGCGUCCAAAAUUCCAAUCCCGAGGAUGUACCUGAAGAUAUAUCAUCAACUUUAUUCGAUGCUCAAACCGUCGAAGUCUCAUCCCAAAAUGUGUCUGAAACCAAACAGUCUGGAGACAGCAAUUGCUCUGACGACCUGAAUCCAUAUUCUCCUUGCUUGUACGAUAGUAUCUUGAACAGUCUACAAGAUGACAACAUAGAAGACAUCCCUGGAUUGACAGAUGCUUACAAUUCGGAAGAAAGCUUAGAUGAACUACUGGAUGUUUUAAAAUGUGACGCGUGUGAUGAUUUAUCCACAGAAAUUCUCUUUUAACAUUUUCCAGACCCCGUGAUCCUGUCACUAAGGUCCUUGACCAUAGUGACGUUGUACAUAUGACUUUGUCAGCUUACUUAAUUAUUCCACUUUUCAUUCU